Molecule: messenger RNA, 5713 nt
Organism: Aricia agestis (brown argus)
Lineage: Eukaryota; Metazoa; Arthropoda; Insecta; Lepidoptera; Lycaenidae
Gene: C3G
Product: guanine nucleotide-releasing factor 2
Biological process (GO): positive regulation of GTPase activity; Ras protein signal transduction
Cellular component (GO): plasma membrane
Molecular function (GO): guanyl-nucleotide exchange factor activity
Source: RefSeq, a predicted model, not a curated record
CGCUGCGCCAGUCGCACCGCUCGCACCACGAUAUUUGCACAGUGCACGCGCCCGUGGCCAACUGUCCACCGAUAUCGGUAUCGCCUAUCGGUCAGAUUUCUAUCUAGUCACUUGAUCUGUGGUCUCCACCCAUGUGUGAAGUUUGACCGCCCUCUAUUAUUCGGGUUCGGUUUAAUUUAAAAAUAUUUUUUUAUUGAUUUCCAAAAACUCAAUAAGUAUUUAUAAACAAUCAAAUCUGUAACUAUCCCGCAAAUCUCCCAUUUCAAAGCAAGACAUAAAUUACAACCCAAACUGGUGAUUAGUGAUAAGUGAAUGGAAAUUAUGACAUGUGAUGCAUAACGUUAAUCGUUAUUUACAUUAAUUUCGUGCAAAGUGUAAAUUCGUGAAUAAUGGAAUGGUCUGUUAAUUGAGGAGCUGCUUGAUUGGAGUCCCAGACUGUGAGCAUAAUAACAUGACACCAUAGGAUUUGCUAUUUCGGUCGUGGAUUACAGUGUCAAGGUUGUCAACAUUGAUGGGCCAGAUGUCGGUUUAUGGGAGAGAUGCGCGGUGCGCAGACGAAGCUCGGUGCGACGUUUACUGUAAAUAAAUAAUGACCUAAUUGUACCUUACGUCUUCGCUAUUUCGGUGCAUGUGUGAUAUGACUUCCAAUCUGUCCAAAGUAAACGGGCACUUCAUCGAUAUUCAGCGGAGAAAACUGGUCGUCGCAGCGUCUACUUUCAUAGUUUUCUACAGGGCACUCCCUUUCUCUACAAACACUGGACGGUAAUUCGAGUCUAGUACUGCAUGUGUGACAACAUAUUAUUGAAAAACUUUCGAAUGUACUCGCCUAGCAGCAUGACAUAGAAUCACGAUGUACUGCCCUACGAUGCCUUACUACGACGAGAGUUUUAUCAACGAGGAUAAUUUGAAUCAAAAAAGAAACAAACGAAGCUAUCGGGUCUACAAAAAUGGGUUGGCGCCGAUGUGCUACUUCGAUGCCAACGAGAGGCUCCAAGCUUUGGAGGAGAGACCGACUUCUGUUAUUAAAAGGAACUUGAGGAACAUCAAGCAGCGGGGUCAACGCUACAGAGUGGAGCCCGUAGCAACAGCGCAGUCGGGAUCCGUCGUCAAGAAAGGAACCCCGGACAUAUUUUCUUACAACUAUCCGCGCAUUAGCGUCUUCGAUCCCAAUAAGCUCUACGAUAUACAGAACAAUAAUAUUCCGCAGUUAUCGUCGUGUAAGAGCUUCGACAACUUGACGCUGAAAAAGGAGAGGAAGUUUACGAAAAACAUAUUGAAAAACGGCAUCAGUCUGCAGAAUUUGAGCAGGGAUGACAGUGUCAAACACUACGUGUCUCCCGCCGCGGACGAAGGAAUAAACUACAGGAAAGCAGACGUGAGGAAUUCCUAUUCUGUAUCCGAUGCUCGACGCCGUCCUAUUCAAAGACGUAUUUCCCGAAGCACCGCUGCACCAGGAGUCGGAAUUUAUAGGAAAAUAAACGGAGACAGCAGCGCUGAUAAAAAACUACACGACAACGAGUGUGAGGUCGGGUCGGGUCACCGAGGGUCGCUGCGCGGCGCCAACAAGCUAGCGCGGCGCGCGCGCUCCUUCAAGGACGAUCUACUGGAGCGCAUAUCCAACAUGCGCUCGCCGGCGCAGCCUUCGCAUCCGCCACAUCUUUCCUCCAACCUCAGGUCGCACUCGCCUCUCAGCCCGAAGCCUCGCAGCAUGGGCGUGAAACCAGUUACGGCGGAGGACGGUGAAAUCACACCAGCCAAAGAACUCGAACGGCUAGUCAAAGAGGUCACAUUUGGACUAAAACAUUUCUCAGAUGUCAUCACAAAACGCAAACUGGAAAUGUUGCCCGACAACGGUACUAUUGUAUUCGAGUCGAUUGCUAAUAUACACAAAGCAAUAAAACCCUACUGCAGUAGAUCGCCGCCCCUACUGAACGCUGUCAAGAGGUUAUGCACAGCGCUAGCGAUGCUCAUACGUCUGUGCGACGAGGUGACGGUGGUGACGUUGCGAGCCGACGCCGAGGACUCCAAGCCGGACGACAUACCGGCGCUGUCGCCGGAGAACGUCAGCUCUGUCGUCAAGGGGCUGACUGACGCCGUCAACGACGUGGCGGCUCUGGCGCAGCAGUACAUGACCAGGCCGGCGCUGUCGCCCCGACCAGCGCUGGUGUCCCCCCGAGCGUCCACGCAGAGGAAUUCUUUACCUGACAUCCCGCUGACACCCAAGGAGCGGUCGCUGCUGACGGGCGAGGGGGGCGGGACUGACGGCGGCGUGCGCGCUUCCCACUCCAGCGAGUCCGUGCUCGACGCGCCAGACUCGCCGCCGCCCAAACCCGCCAGGCCUAUACAGAAGUUCGAGCUCGCGCCUCCUUUGCCGCCGAAGCGACGCCCCGCCAAUGACAACUCGCUGCUAGGACUGUCCGUCGAUAGACUAUCCCUGCAAUCACACAGCAGCGGUUCGGUGGACUCGAUGCUGAACGAGGAGCGACACUCGCACGACCCCAUGAACCACGAGGUGUUCGUCACAGCGCCUAGCACGGAUUUAGUCGCGUGUCGGUGCAACGCGUCCGAAAUGAGAACGUCUGUGGAGUCAAACGAUAUACACUUGAACAACAUCCAUGGACACUCAAAUCACAAUCGCUUCUCCAACGAAUCAGGGUUCGUGUCGGUCGGUCAGGCGGAGAUAUCCACAGAACACAGCUUCACAUCCACCUUCUCUUCCCACCACUAUUCUAGUCACACGGACAGUACUUUUGAGAGUACAGAGUGUGUCAGCGAAACCAAGUGCACCGUCCAAAGUGUUGAGAGCCGCGUCUUCACACACCACACGUCGAAGUUGGCGAGUAUAACGUCGGACGAGAGCGAGACGCCGCCCGAGUUGCCGGUCAAGACGAGGCGGAACGUGCGCGCCGACAUGCAGCACUGCUUCCCGGAUAUUGAGAUCAGGAAAAGCCCUGCGUUUUCGUUGAACGAGCCGCGGCCGCACACGCUGGCGGAACACAACCAGCGCCCUCCGCCGCUGCCGCUAAAGAAGAAACACAUGUUUCAAAGCGUCGCCUAUAGUGUUAUGGCGUAUAUGGAGAUGUUCGGGAACUGCAGUCAUACCGUCAACACUCACCCGCCGAUCAACCCCGAAGCCCCGUCCGAUAUGUUCAGACAUUCUAUACACACUUAUAAUUUGACGAGUAGCGCGCAACACUCUAGCACGGGCAGCCUGAGCGUGGGGCAGGUGCAGCGCGCGCUAGCAUCCUCGCUCACAGUGCAGCAUCUCAGCACGCCGCCUCUCAGUGGUUCAGAAGACAGCGUGAGCAUGAAGACGUCUAGUCGGAGCAGCCCUGUGCCGCCCGAGCCGCCCGCGUUACCGCCAAAGAUGAAUAAAGUUAAUAAACUGGUGUCAAUAAACACAAGCAACGAGCUCAUACCGCCGGCGUCGCCGCUGCUGUCGUCACACAACAGCUCCGCAGACAUGUCGCUGUUAAAUAACAUGAGUACAGACGAGGUGUAUGUAAGCAGUUCGUCACCGGGCAAGUUCCCGCUUGAUGACGAAGAGAUGGAGCGACUCGGCCGGCCCAUGCCCUCGCCCGCGCCAUCCGUGGUGAGUAUGGGCAGUAUAGAAACGACGGCGGACGUCGCGGUAACGGAGUCUUCAGAUACAACCGCGGACACGGAUGAUAUGAUGCUCAAGACAGAUGUUAGCGCGUUCCUGCAGCUUAAAGCGCCUGAGACGGACGCGCGCCAAACGGACGGACGGAGCGGCCAAACGGACGCGCGCGCCAACUACCCCGAAGUGCGCGGCGGACAUCCCGACGCGUUAAUAGUGCUCGCCACUAAGGCCACCAAAGAAACGGACGAGUAUUUCGCUUACCAAGAGGCUUUCCUGGCUACGUACAGAACUUGGGUCUCACCCAGUGAUUUAGUGAAGAAACUAACUCGACGCGCGAACCACUUCAAAGCGAGGCCACACGAGUUGCGGUCUACCUUGAGCCUGCUAACUCGAGUCGUUGCUGAUUUAACUAUAACAGACUUAGACCAGACGCUAAUGCAAGAAAUAAUGGAGUUCAUAUACUGGUUGGUGGAAGUGGAGGAGUUGCCCAUAUCGAGGGCGCUGAGGCAAAUACUAGUCGACAAACAAAAACAAAUACACUUCCAGCAUAUGAACAACAGCCGAUACGAGUACGAGACGCCGUGCUACGGCAGCAUAACGCUGCGACGGGACACGCUGCUCGACUUCAAGGCUCAGGAGCUAGCGGAGCAGAUGACGCUGCUGGACGCGGCGUUGUUCGCGCGAAUAUCCGGCGCGGAGAUGCUGUCGUGGCCGCGGGAACAAAGCGAGGAGAGCUCACCCAACCUCACCAGGUUUACCGAGCACUUCAAUAAGAUGAGCUACUGGGCGCGCUCGAGGAUACUCGAACAGUAUGAAGCACGAGAACGCGAGAAGUACGCGAAACAUUUACUCCGAGUCAUGAAGAUUCUACGCAAGAUCAACAACUACAACUCGUACCUGGCUCUCGUAUCGGCAUUAGACUGCCCGCCCGUGCGCCGGCUCGGCUGGCCGCGACAUGUCACAGACUUGCUGCGUGAUCACGGCGCGCUAAUCGACUGCUCCCACUCCUUCCGCGCGUAUCGACAGGCGCUCGCUGAUACACAGCCGCCGUGUAUACCGUACAUUGGUCUUUUCUUGCAAGACCUGACAUUCAUCCACGUGGGCAACCCCGACUUGCUGCCCGACGGCAGCAUUAACUUCACCAAGCGGUGGCAGCAGUACAGCAUACUGGAAAACAUGAAGAGAUUCCAUAAAGAGCAAUACAAGUUCAAGAAGAACGAGCGGAUACAGGCGAUGUUCAACGACUUCGACGACGUGCUGAGCGAGGACACGAUGUGGCAGAUAUCGGAGGCGAUCAAGCCCGGCCGCGCGCGCUCGACGUCGCCGCCCCGCCCCCCGCCGCCGCCGCCGCCACGUAGCCGCGACACACACACUAGUAUAAUUUGAAUCCAAAGAAUAAAUUCGUGAAUCGAGGUAAACAUGAGACUUAUCUAUGAGGAAUUGUUUGAUUUAGAUUGAAGCAAUGUGAUUAUCUGUCCUAAAAAGGCCUAAUUAUUUUUAAUGUAUUUAUUGGUAAUGCGAUUUCAUCUGUGAUCGGUCGGAUGAUGCCAGUCGGCGUUUGAGUGUAAGGUGUGCUAGUGUACUGUCAAUAAUGGCUAAUCAGUAACUUAUGUAGAGUAUUUCAAACGCUCCACGUGUCGCUACAAUAUUUUUGUAUGAAUUUGUUCGCUUAAAUUAUAAUAGUUAUAAACCGGGUACGUCAGUGCAAAAGAGGCUAUUUGGUAAAAAACAAAGAAAUGUGCAGGGCCAGCUUAAAUCAGUAAGGAUGAAAAAAAAGUAUUACGCCGCUUUUACACUGCUACUCGAAUCCACAAUCCUAACGCCGUCUUUACAUAUCAUUGUAUGACUUUAUAGAUACAGAUGUAAUUAGAUGUAGCUGAGACUCUUGUAGAUGUUGCGAUUCGCCAUUAGUGAUAUAACUUAAGAUAUAAAGAUAAUGAAUACAUCGAAUUAAUGAAAUUCUUUUGAAUCUUUAAGGACAGUAGGAUAUGUAAUAAGUACGACGUUUAUCUUUCUCUAUCUCUUUCUAACGAAGCUACUCUAUGAUAAAAGUAUGCUCGCAUAAUGGGCAUUGUCCAAAAAAAAUCACAUGCACUUUUUAUAUUUUUUUUC